AAAAGUAAAUCAUUUAACGGAACUGAAGCGGUUACAAUUACAUAUAGCACUUCGUUCUCAGUUUCUAGGUUUUCAGCCACCGCCCACCUUCUCUUCCCCUCUCUAAAAUCUCUUUUCUACGGCAAUUCAAGGAUUUGAGAGAGAGAGAGAGAGAGAGAGAGAGAGAGAGAGAGAGAGAGAGAGAGAGAGAGAGAGAGAGAGAGAGAGUUGAAUUGUUAAGUUAUGGCGGAACCUGAAGCUCCUCUGCGUUACGUCGGAGUUGAUCGAAGUUCCGCCGCCUUCCGCCUCAUGAAACAUAUGGGAUGGGAAGAAGGAGAAGGUCUCGGUAAAGAAAAGAAAGGAAUCAAAGGAUAUGUUCGGGUGAAAAACAAACAGGAUACUUUAGGUAUAGGCACAGAGAAACCAAAUGCAUGGGCUUUCGAUACGACUCAAUUCGAUAGUAUCCUCAAGAAACUGAAAGUGCAAGCGGUUACAAUCAACAAGGAUGAAGUUGACGAUAAAGAUGAAGAAAUAGUAGCCGAAAAAUGCAGCCCUUCCAAGGACAAAAAAGAAACAGUUGUCAAGGUUACUCGACCACAAGGAAGGUAUCAAAAAAGAGAGAAGGGUAAGCUGGUUCAUGCGUAUUCUGCUCGGGAUCUUGAAGGAAUUCUUGUAAACAGGGCUAAAUCUCCCAAGACUAAUUAUGCUUCGGACGCCUCAGAAGAAGAAAAAUCAAUUGAAAUUAAUCUUCUUGAUAUAGAAGACCAUGUGAUAGGAGAAGUUCAAGAUCUUCCACCAGAGUGGUGGGGACACAAAUUAGGGUUUAUUUCUGGAGGUUUGCUUGGUGCCGAGUCUAAAAGAAGGAAGUUGCUCAUGUCGAAAAAUGAUGAAAAUUCAAAUGUCAGAACUAUGUUCAAUGAGGACGAUCAAGAAAAUCUUUACACCUCGUUCAGGACAAGGCGACAUCUGGAAAACAAGGCCUCGGUAUAAAGGACCUUCCUAAAAAAGUUGCGGGCUGCUUUUUCGAAGGAAAAAAGACAACUUUCAGUGAUAGUGAUGAUGACGAGGAUUCUUCGAAUCCACGUUCUUCAGUCGUGAAAAGGAAACAUGAAGAAAUUUUGGAGAUGAAUAAACAGAAUCCAAAAAUUAAUACGAAGUUGUGUCAGAAGAUUCUUCAGCAGGCACCUGGUGAGGUAUUAAAGCUGAAGCGGCUCAAAGAACUUGUUGAUGAACAAUCGCCUUCUAUUUUUUCCAACUUUUCUUCAAGAGAGGCAGUUGAUUGUUUAAAGAAAAUGCUUGAGAGCAGUGCCAGGUUUUCAGUGAAGGGAAAGAAAGUCGCUCUCUUGUAAACAAGCUGAUGGAAAAUUGCUUUGGUACUUUACCUACAUAAUGACGAUGUGUACAUUUGUCAUCAAGAAGAAAUUUGUAGGAACAAUUGUUUCAAUUAUCAGAGAGCAAAUAUUUGUUUUUAUUGUCUGUAAUAAUUUUUUGUACUACUAGGUCUAUUGUUUUAGAUCAAUUUUAAACAUAUAUAUAUUCAAGCUUUUGAGCGACUCAAUUAGUAGGUGAAUUUUUUACAAUAUCUGUUCUCGAAACUUGCUUGUGAAUUCGGUCUAACAGUUGGCUUGGAAUAUGUAUUCCAAAUGACGAUCCUCGAACCGAAUUUUGUAUGUAUUCGAAAUGUUGACUUUGUAAGGGUCUUUUAAAAGGAGUGACAAUUUGAUUUUGUACAA
This is a messenger RNA of Erythranthe guttata (spotted monkey flower), 1712 nucleotides long. Its product is annotated as D111/G-patch domain-containing protein. NCBI's taxonomy places the organism in Eukaryota, Viridiplantae, Streptophyta, Magnoliopsida, Lamiales, Phrymaceae. Gene Ontology annotation, cellular component: nucleolus. The record is from RefSeq and is a predicted model, not a curated record. Gene Ontology annotation, molecular function: nucleic acid binding.